Messenger RNA from Malassezia vespertilionis, 4161 nucleotides. RefSeq lists its product as uncharacterized. Bases 1 to 4161 code for a protein of 1386 amino acids. The transcript has 3 exons. Gene Ontology annotation, biological process: protein import into nucleus; biosynthetic process. Gene Ontology annotation, cellular component: cytosol; nuclear envelope. The record is from RefSeq and is a predicted model, not a curated record. Gene Ontology annotation, molecular function: small GTPase binding; methionyl-tRNA formyltransferase activity. Lineage: Eukaryota; Fungi; Basidiomycota; Malasseziomycetes; Malasseziales; Malasseziaceae.
AUGGAGCGCCUCGACGCGUGUCUGGAGGCGACUCUCUCGGGCGAUCCGAAUGUGCGAGCACACGCAGAACAUGCAUUGCAAACAGGCGCACUCUGCGCAAAUGAUCCGAACGGCGCAUUCGGUGUGCAACUAGCACAGAUACUCGCGCAAAGCAGCGCGCCGCUCUCCAUGCGCCAAGCCGCAGGCAUUGCGCUGAAAAAAUACAUCUACGAGCGGUGGUCUAUAUACUUUGAAACAUUUUUGCGCGACGCCAAAGCUGCAGAUGCCGCCGGCACCGGCGAAGCCAUCCCUGUGGAGACAAAGCAAGUCAUCCACUCACUUCUUCUCCAAGCGCUCGGUGACGCGACGAGAAAGGUAAGGCUUCUUGCCGCACAGCUGCUUUCGAUCGUGUGCCUGUGUGACUUCCCCGAUGAAUUUCAGGACCUGCUACCGGCGUUGAAGCGCAAGCUACAGGCGCACAGCGCGCCCGACGCCACCUUCCAGUUGGAAGGCGCACUCAAAUUCCUCUCCGAAUUUGUCCAGGUCGAGCUGGACGAGAACCAAUUGUUCGUAGUCUCGCGCGAGUUUGUGCCGCUCCUGCAAGAGAUUAUGGAUGUCAAUUCUAGCGUUCUCUCGCCGAUGAUCAAGGCGCAAAGUCUCUUGGUGUUUCGCGAGUGUCUUUUGAGUCUGUACAUGGUGCGGGGCACAUUCUCCGCCGUUGUCGAUCAGGCAGUAUUGCACUAUCUUCCCCCAUGGCUGCUUGCUAUGCUGCAGAUGCUUGACACGGCGUCCUUGGAUGCAACCUCACCCGAGUCGCUCGGUCUCCGCCGUGAAAUUUUUCGCACGCUUGGCGUCGCGAGCAAAUUCCGCAAACUAUUUUCCGAGCCGGGUCCUGCACUGCUCAGUGCAUGCAUCGCCAACCUUGAGGCGCUGCUCCCUGCAUUCACACAAUUCGAGUUGGAAGCCGAGCCGAAGAGCCUGCCUACCAUUGCGGAAGGCAGCGCCGACGUUGCGUGCGAUAUUCCCCAGCUUGCCAUGGCCGCAUUUACACUCUUUUCCGAAACGCUCGAGUCUGCGCCGAUGCGCGCUCUUUUGCUGGAAGGCGGCAGCGGCGGUGACGGCGAAUUAACGCGCCAAUGUGUCCAGCUUGUCCAGCUGACCAUCGCAUUUGCGCAAAUCACACGCGACGAUGAAGAGACGUUUGAAGACGAUCCCAGCGCUUUUGUACAGGAAGACGACGAGGAGAAUAUGCUAAUCACGCUGCGCACCUCGACGACGGACCUUGUAGACCAACUGCUCGAUGCCUACCCAUUGCCGGUCCUGCGCAUGCUUCCCAACAUUGUCGCACAGAUUGAGCAGCAAAGUAAUGCACACCACGGGCCGACAUGGUGGAAGCCCGUAGAAGCGCUUCUUAUGCUGCUUGGCGCUGUGCACCAUGCCAUCGAGGAUGUGCUGGACUCGACGUCGGCGCUGAAUCUGCUGCAUCCUUCGCACGUUGUCGAGCGACUGGUACUUCCCAACUUACACGCAAAUACGCCGCCUUUUCUCCGCGGCAGGUGCUUUGUAUUUGCCUCUCAGAACGCAGAGGCACUUGGCGAGACACUCGCACGCGAGGUAUUUGCCUCUGCACUGCACGUCAUCCAUGCGCACGAAGCGCCGCUCCACCUGAAACUGUCUGCCGUGCGUGCGGUUCGUAACUUUGGAAAUUUGACCCAGGUCAGUGUCGAGGAAGCGCGUGCCGUGCUCCAGUCGCUGGGGCCGCUGAUGCUGGAUGCGGCGGGAAGUCCACUGGUCCUCAUCAUGGACGCCGUCGAGUCGGCAAUUCCACGCGCCAAGUUCACUGACGGCGACGCACGUAUAUUGUACGAUAUCGCACGCGCAACAAUGACUUCGUGGCGUGCAAGCACGGCGGAUCCCCAGGUAGAGAUCUCUGUUGCUGCAUUGAUGGAGGCGCUUGUACAGAGCAAGGUCGAGGGCGUUGCAGCCGCAGCGGCACAGCUCGGGCUGCAGAGCGCGGCAAAUGCGCUACAGGAAGAUACAGAUUACACAGGACUUGGCGCGAGUGCUGCGUCACUUGCACGGAGUAUUUUGCAGGUGUGUGCCGCAGAAAUGGCGCCGCAGCUCAUUUCUUUAUUUUUUCCUCCCGCCGCGGCGUAUCUUCUGCGCACGGACGACAUGGAGGCUGCACAAAAUCUCUUGUACUGCGUAACUCUCUUGUGGCAAAAGGCACCCGGGGUGCUGCUUCAAUGGCACGACAGGCACACUGGUGCUCUGGACCUUAUCUUGCACAUUGUCCAGCGCCAGCUCACGUGGGAAGAUGAGGCUGCUUGUGGCAUGUCGCUUGGCACGCUGCUUACCACCAUGUUCCUCCAAUCUUCGCACGAUGCAUCUAUGCAAGCAUUGCAGGCAAUCAUGCCGGGGAUGAUUCGAGCGCUGGCAGAGAAGUUGGCUGUUGCGAGAAACAUCGAUUGUAUCUUGGGGAUCCUAUUCCCUUUGGCGUACCUCUUUGCCGAACACACAGAGGCUAUCCUUUCACUCUUGCAUGGGAUGCAGGUAGGCACCCAGAACGCACUCGUGCUUGUUGUGACGAAAUGGCUCGCAGACGUGGGUCACGUCGUUGGACCUGCGAUGCUUCGUGUGCACAUCCUGGGGCUUGGAAGACUUCUCGAGCACUGGCCGGCUGCAUUGGGGGAUGUUAGGGUGGAAGGUGCAUUACUGCCGAGCACGGGAGACGGUACGCGCUUUACAAUACUGACCGAAGCUAUCAUUACACGCUCGCGUGCAAAGUCUAUGCAGCUGUACGAGAUGAUCCCUGCGAAUGCAAAACUUGUGCAGCUGCUUGUCCAGGACUGGCAGCGAGCGGCGAUGCAGGACGAAGAGAAAUCGGCUUCGCCGAAACUCACUGCUGCUAUGCUUGCUAACGCUGAGGGCAAGGACGAUGACGAGUGGGAAUCGGACGAGGAAGCAACCGCGCGUGACGAGAUGCGGUCUAAAUUUCUAAAUGACUUGUACAAUACGGGCGUUCUCGAUGAUGACGAAGAAGAUGGAGGCGCCCUUGGACCGAUUGAAGCUUUGCCGCAGUUUUCGCACAUUGCGCAUAUGGACAAGGCGUUCCAAAACGCGCUUCCAGUGCUGUCUGCGGUGGAGCGCGACGCUGUGCAACUGCUUGGGCGGCUGCUUGCUGCACCCGAGCUCAUCGGAUCGAUACAUGUUCUCACACCGCCAGACGUCGAGCAUACAUGGGGCGCAAAGCGUAUGCGCACAUCGCCGGUAAAGUUCCUCGCCACGCAAAAGGGUGUUCCUGCAUUACACAUACCUCAUGGUGGGCUUGAUGCCCUUGUGCUUCCUGCGUCCAUUGCGACCUCACCCGCACCUUUACUUGUCACAGCCUCGUUUGGGCACCGCAUACCAUCUUCGCUACUCACAUGCUUCCACAAUGCGUCGCAGACGCUUAACCUACAUCCUUCACUUCUUCCACGUUUGCGCGGCGCGGCGCCAAUUCAGUGGGCAAUCGCGCGCGGUUAUUCAGAGACGGGCGUUUCUGUCCAGCAGCUGCACAACGAGCAUUUUGACAGGGGCGCAUUGCUUGCACAAGCCACUAUACGGAUACCCCCAGACAGUACGUACACAGCUAUGCUUCCGGUGCUUGCCGAGCACGGUGCGCAGCUUUUGACCGAUACAAUCGCACACCUGCCUGCACGCGACGCUUCGAAACUGCCCCAGGACGAUGCGCUUGCAACUCGCGCACCCAAGCUAAAGCGCGCGUAUACUACCGUGAAAUGGCACGUAUGGGAUGCAGACAUGCUGGAUGCACGCUUGCGUGGAUUCGGCGCAAUACAGCCACUCACCACAAUGCUAAUUCCGUCCAACCCAGCAUUUCCCAUGGUGGGCUGUGCUUUUUACCAAGGCAAGGCAAUGCAGACGUCGCUGCAGCUAGCCUCGCCACAAGCGUACCAAGCAUUGUACAAAUUUGACGCGCGGCCGGGGCACGCUACGUAUGCACCCGAAUUGGACGCGGUUGUGGUGCGGUGCACAAUGGCAGAUACACGGGAGAGUGUAUUUGCUAUCAAAAAACUGCAGACGCAAGGAAAGCCUGCGCGAAAUGCGGCGGAAUGGUGGCGCGGAUUCAGCGAUCGUGCGGAUACGCACGGGCGUAUCUUGUUCGCAGAAGGAGAUCCAUAA